This is a messenger RNA of Bacidia gigantensis, 1095 nucleotides long. It is a transcript of the gene LIA1, whose product is annotated as deoxyhypusine hydroxylase. Gene Ontology annotation, molecular function: deoxyhypusine monooxygenase activity. Bases 1 to 1095 code for a protein of 364 amino acids. The transcript has a single exon. Lineage: Eukaryota; Fungi; Ascomycota; Lecanoromycetes; Lecanorales; Ramalinaceae. Gene Ontology annotation, biological process: peptidyl-hypusine biosynthetic process. The record is from RefSeq and is a predicted model, not a curated record.
AUGGCUCCUACUGCGGUAUCUCUACCGGACAUACAAAUAAACAUACCAACUAAGCAAUUCUCUGUCGGCCAAGCAGCUAUUCAUUCCACUCUACAACCGUGCACGCAAACAAGCACACGGACAUCCCCAAUCCCUCCGCUCCGUGCAGCCCUAACCUCCGAAUCUACUCCCCUCGCAAUCCGCUUUCGCGCUCUUUUCUCGCUUAAGCAUCAUGCCUCUCUCUCGCCAUCCGACAGCACCACCAUCCCCGCCAUCGAAGCUAUUGCCGCCGCUUUCCCUUCGCCCUCUGCACUGCUAAAACAUGAGUUGGCAUACUGCCUGGGCCAAUCAGGGAAUCUGGCUGCAGUACCAUAUUUGGAGGGUGUGCUGAAGGAUAAAGGGCAGGAUGACAUGUGCAGGCACGAGGCAGGCGAGGCGCUUGGGGCAUUAGGCGGAAGUAAGUCCUUGCCACUACUGAAAGAGUAUGCAAGCAAGAAGGCGGGUGGGGAGAGUGUGCCACUAGUGGUGAAAGAGACAUGUGAAAUCGCAAUCGCGAGAAUCGAGUGGAUGAUGUCAAAGGAACGGGAAAAGGAGAGAUUAAGAAUAAGCGAUUUCGCGAGCGUAGAUCCUGCGCCGCCUACACCACAGGAUCUCCAAAGGGAAGGAGAGACGGGGAUCGAAGAAUUGAAAGGACAGUUGAUGGAUACGAGAUCGAGUUUGUUUGAGAGAUAUAGAGCUAUGUUCGCCUUGAGGGAUCUGGCUUCUCCACCUAAUUUACCGACUGCGGUAACGGCGGUAAAUGCCCUGGCGAAGGGAUUUGAGGAUAAGAGUGCUUUGUUCAGACAUGAGGUUGCAUUUGUAUUCGGGCAGUUGAGCCAUCCGGCGAGUGUGCCAGCGUUGGAGAAGGUGUUGGGCGAUCUAGAGGAGGAGAGUAUGGUGAGGCAUGAGGCGGCAGAGGCGUUGGGGAGUCUGGGAGAGGAAGAAGGGGUCGAGGAUUUUCUGAAGAAGCAUUUGAAUGACAAGGCUGAGGUGGUGAGGGAUUCAGUCAUUGUUGCGCUUGAUAUGGCUGAGUACGAGAGGAGUGGCCAAGUUGAGUACGCUGCGCUGCCCGAAUAG